AUGUCUCCGUCAAUCCAUGACGAUUUGCAGCCGAGGUGUAUGAGCGUGGCUGGCGCCCGUACUGUUUACGACUUUUUGAUCAGCGCCCAACUGCGUAACAAUAAGUGCAUCAUCCCGUCAUCGCGAGGCGACAGCGGUUCAACACUACAAAAACCUCGUGCUUCUCGCAUGAGUCCAGCAUCUACUUCAAUGCAUCUGUUGCGUGUCGUGAUCUCCCUGAUCUUUACCCCUUAUGGCCAAGACGCUCUACUUCAACAACAGCUUCAGCAACAACAGCAAGCCGCUGCUCAGGCCAAUACUCAAAGUCCUUCAUCGCAGCUGGUAAGCCAUCUGCUGGCCACCGCAUUGUUGGGUGGGUCAAAUCCCCUUGCCGUGAACCAAAUGGCCAGUGGUGGCUCAUCUUCAACAGUAGAACCACAAGGAAUGCAGUUGCUGUCAGUGUUGCAAAACCAACUGGCUUUUGGUCAACUUCUUCCUCAGUUUCAGAGUGGGCAGAAUCUCGGCGCAAUCAAUCCGCUUCUUAAUCCAGCUAUAGCGCUCUACUACCAACAGCUCUUGCAACAACAGCAGCAACAGCAAACAUUACUGCAACAGCUAGCACAGCAACAGAUCCCUCAAGCCCAAGCUGUGCAAGUUCCUCAGGCCCAUGCCUUCCAACCUCCAGCUCAAGUGUCGUCGGGAAAUGUGGAGUCGCAGUUGAGCGCACAGGAGCGGCUCAUGAGCGCCUAUCUGAGCGAGCAACAACAACAACAAGCCGGUACUUUUAGCAUCUCAAAUAGAGAUCAGGAGUCAACCCUACUGAAUCAUCAAGUUGCAAGUGGUGGACACGCGCAACAUGUGCAGCACCAUCACGAUCGGGCUUCCGUCGGGACCACCAGAAGUUUGGGCGCUGUCGCGAGUGGCAGUGCCGACAUGGAGUCAGCGGAGGAAAGGAUUAACCGACUGAUCAGUGAAAACGAAGCGAUUGUCCAACCACAUCAGGUGUCGAUUUUAGUUCAUUUAUUCGCUGCAUGA
Cylicostephanus goldi is the source of this 1014-nucleotide messenger RNA. The record is from the annotation of a GenBank genome assembly. Lineage: Eukaryota; Metazoa; Nematoda; Chromadorea; Rhabditida; Strongylidae.